Talaromyces atroroseus is the source of this 1320-nucleotide messenger RNA. RefSeq lists its product as hypothetical. The record is from RefSeq and is a predicted model, not a curated record. Lineage: Eukaryota; Fungi; Ascomycota; Eurotiomycetes; Eurotiales; Trichocomaceae. Gene Ontology annotation, molecular function: dipeptidase activity. The transcript has 4 exons. The coding region runs from base 1 to 1320 and encodes 439 amino acids.
AUGACUACAGGAACCCUACUAGCAGCAUCUGCUGCCGAAAACGAUUACUUUAUGCUGCAAGUCGUACAAGCUAUCGACGCGAAAGCCAAAGAACUCUGGGAAAUCAACCAGAAAAUUCACAGCAAUCCGGAGCUCGGUUUCCAAGAAUACAAGGCACAUGAUAACAUCACAGCAUUGCUUGAAUCUCUCGGCUUCCAGGUAACGCGACACGCCUAUGGCUUAUCAACAGCGUUUGUCAGCGAGUAUGGGCAAGGUGGACGAGUGGUUGCUUUCAACGCCGAAUACGAUGCUCUCCCAGGCAUCGGGCAUGCCUGCGGGCACAACUUGAUCGCCAUGAUGUCCAUCGCAGCUUUCCUCGGUGUGGCCGAGGUACUCAAGCAACAGCGCGAAAAGGGCCAGCCUGUGCCUGGCCGUGUGCGACUGAUUGGAACACCAGCCGAGGAAGGAUUCGGCGGCAAAAUCCCCAUUGUCAAGGCCGGCGCAUACACAGAUGUCGAUGCCUGCUUAAUGACACAUCCCGGCCCAUUCACCGAAUGUCCCGGUUUCACGGGGGAUGCAUACAUGCCAACUUUAGCAAGCCUCAAGCUUGGUGUCGAGUUUACAGGCAAAACGGCACAUGCUGCUAUGGCGCCGUGGGAAGGAAUAAAUUCGUUAGAUGCCGCUGUGCUGGCAUAUAACGGUAUUGCUGCGUUAAGACAGCAAAUCCACCCUUCAAACCGGGUGCAUUGCAUUAUUUCCAAUGGAGGGGAUAGACCAAAUAUCAUUCCCGGCACUGCGGCGUUGGAUUGUUAUAUAAGAUCAGGAAGUGUGAAAAUUGCGGAGCAGCUUCUAGAGCGUGUGAAGGCUUGUUUUGAAGGAGCUGCGACGCAAGCUGGAUGUACCAUGAAGCUGCAAAUGAAAAAUACCUAUGCAGACCUACGACCCAAUAAGACCCUCUCGACAGUUUAUGCGAAAGCAAUGUCAAAAUUGGGUUCUGAAGUACGCUGCGACUUGACCUCCGCUGGUGUUCCUGGCUCAACUGACCAAGGCAACGUAACCUACGCAUGCCCUGGCUUUCAAGCCUACGUAGGUGUACCAGCACAACCAGGCUGUAAUAAUCAUACAGCUGGCUUUACAGCAGUAGCAGGAACCAAAGAAUCACAUGAACUCUGCUUGCAAGCAGGGAAAGGAAUGGCCAUCACAGGCUGGAAUAUCCUCACGGAUGAUGAGGUUGCGGCGCGCAUUAAGGCUGAUUUUGAGGAGGAUAAGACAAUCAGAGAGUUGGACGUACAACCAAGCAUGGAUAAAAAGAUCCUACUAGCAAAUGCGGGUUUUUGUUAG